Molecule: messenger RNA, 2310 nt
Organism: Bradysia coprophila
Lineage: Eukaryota; Metazoa; Arthropoda; Insecta; Diptera; Sciaridae
Product: sodium-independent sulfate anion transporter-like
Biological process (GO): sulfate transmembrane transport
Cellular component (GO): membrane
Molecular function (GO): secondary active sulfate transmembrane transporter activity
Source: RefSeq, a predicted model, not a curated record
CGUUCAAACAGAACAAUAAAGAAAACUUGUUGAGUUAGACACGACGCCUAAACACGUUUUAUGAAGAAUUUUCACUUUAAAAUAAGACAGAGAUUCGUAUAUGGUGAUUACGUGAGUUUUGCCUAAAUAUUUCAUAAAUUCAUAGUCAUGUUGAGACGACACCUGUUUACAUAACAUGACCUAAAAAUAAAAAGUGACUGAAAACACAGCAGAUAAUUAAUUUCGACAUUUUUGUGAGUUGUCAGUGUUAUCGAAAUAGUUGAAAUGGGCAAAUCAGCCAAUAGCAAUUCAAAUGGCCACAAAAUGACACCGGACACCACAAAGAAAAAACCUACGACAUCGCUGACAAACUGGAAACUGCUGCUGAAAAAGCGAAUAUUCAUUUUGUCGUGGAUUCAAAACUAUGAUGUCGACAUGAUGGUUGGUGACUUUAUUGCUGGAACAACAUUAGGCUUAACCAUGAUACCGCAAGCCAUUGCAUAUGCAGCUAUACUUGGUUUACCGCCGCAAUAUGGUCUAUAUUCUGCAUUUAUGGGUACCUUCGUUUAUGCAUUUCUCGGAACAGUCAAAGAGAUUUCGAUGGGACCGACUGGCAUUUUGUCGUUACUUAGUUUACAGUAUACAAUGGGUUACCCAGUGGAAUAUACGAUAAUGCUAACGUUUAUGUCAGGAUUGGUUGUGUUUCUAAUGGGAGCCUUAAAUUUAGGUAUACUGGCUGAUUUCAUAUCCGUUCCGGUUACCAACGCAUUCAGUUCGGCAACAUUGAUAAUCAUUUCUAGUACUCAACUCAAAACUAUUCUCGGAAUAUCGUACUCGUCGAAAGGAUUUGUAGAUUCGCUGCAUAAUCUUCUAUUAAAAAUAACGGAAACACGCCUCUGGGACACCGUACUAGGCGUAACGUGUUGCAUUGUACUGAUUUUAUUCAGGAAAUUGAAAGAUGUGAAUGUGAAAUCAACCACACGCACUGGUAAAAUGUUCAAAAAAUGUUUGUGGUAUCUGAGUCAAGCCGGUAGUAUGUUGGUCAUCAUCAUAACUUCGAUUGUCGCAUUUCAAUGGGUUGCGGAAACGAACCCGUUUAAAUUACUAGGCAGUGUUCCACAAGGUAUUCCAAACAUCACUGUGCCGCCAUUCCAAUUUGAACACCAAAAUAAAACAAUUGGCUUCCUUGACAUCUGCAAAGACUUAGGGAGUGGAUUGUUUAUAGUUCCUUUGGUAGCGGUGUCGGCUAAUAUUGCUAUCGCUAAGACGUUCAGCUCAGCCGCGACACUAGACGCAACACAAGAAAUGCUAACAUUAGGAAUUUGUAAUGUAAUUGGUUCGUUUGUUGGCUCAAUGCCAACAUGUGGUGCAAUAACUAGAACAGCUAUUAGCCAGGCAAGUGGUGUGCGGACACCUCUAGCUGGAAUUUACACGUCCAUAAUGACUUUACUUGCCUUGAGCGUGCUCACACCAUAUUUUUAUUUCAUUCCACAAGUUUCUCUGGCAGCCAUUUUGAUUGUAGCGUGCAUCUUCGCGAUCGACUUCAGCCUUCCAUUGUAUUUGUGGCGCAACUCACGAAAAGAUUUUUGGAGCUGGCUAGUUUGUCUUGUAACAUGUCUAUUUGGGGGCAUCGAGGUUGGGCUCUUUGUAGGUGUCACACUAAACAUCUCGCAAUUGCUGUAUUUGUGGGCUAGGCCCGGAACAGUAAUAGAGGAAGAAGAAAUCAACAACACUCGUUUCAUCAGGGUGAAACCAAAUAUUGGCAUAUUUUAUCCGGGUAUAGUGCACCUUCGUGACGAGGUGAAUAAGGCACUUCUACUUGCGCAAUUCAAAGUUCCUGUAGUUAUUGAAUGUGGUCGAUUCGCUGGUCUGGAUUACACAGCUGCUCAGGGCAUCUGUGGCCUCGCCAACGAUCUCAAAAAACAUAGCCAGGUUCUUGUUUUGAAGCAGUUGAAGGAAAAAUUCCACAAUUUAAUUACGUCACCGAACGUAGUACUGUGCGAGACGGAAGAGUGUUUUAAAGUGAUGAUUUGCCAUGAGAAUAUCAGCACCGAAAGUGCCAUUAUACCACGAAGUGUAACAGUUGAAUUGGACGAAGAUACACAGCCUAAACGAGGAUCCGUUUUACGAAGACCCUCGUGCAGAUCAUGCUAGAGAUGGAACAGCUUGUUUUAGUGUAAAGAAGAGUAUCGAUUGAGUACAUCGGACAUACGUUCUGCUUAGGAAAAAUAAUAGAAACCAAAGAUGCAUGCAGUGGUGUGCACUUAAAUAAAAUUGAAUAUUGAAAGUGAACCUCUUACAUUGUUUGGGUGAAUAAACCUGAUUUUUAGC